AAAUUUAUGAAAUGUGAAAAGAGUUUUGGUUUGGAUGUCUUAAUUUUCUUACAUAAUUAAAAUUUGCUAGACAUUUUGUGUUAGAACGUGUUUAAGUAAUAUUCUUUAAAUUUUUAUAUCAAAUAAAAUGACUGAGCCAAAGAAAUCGUGUAAAUUAUGUGAAAAAAUGGGCUUGAAACCAUUUACAAGGGAUAACGUACUUCAUCAUUAUAUUCCAUUAACUAGUCUUGUUAGCUAUGGUGUGUUAGGUAUCAAUGUCGUAAACCCCAGUUUUGGUGCAAAAUUGAUUCCAAAAAAAGAUGUUACCAACGCAUUACUUUUGAGCACAAUCUUUGGCACCACAUUAUAUCUUUAUAACAGACCUCACAUUGGUUCAUCAUCUUCUCAGAAAAAAGUUGCUUAUAGCGCUUUGGGAAGUGUACUUUUUAGUUUGGGUUCUGUACUUUUAUGGGCCAUGAUAAGGAGCGGUGUACCUAAUGAUAAUGCAGCACUUGCAACAGUGUUAGGUGUUGGAACUGGAGCUGCUAUAGUAAAAAUUGGUACAGAUUACAUAAACGAUUGCGAUAAAUUAGCAAAAUAAACUACUAAUUAAAAUUUUUAUUUAUAUAAUGUAUAUGGACAAUAUCAAAAUUUGCAAUAAAUAAGAUAUCACAAAAAAAGUUUAUAUAAAGUUUUAAAUAAAAUGAUUGGGCCAUAUUAAUUAAAUAACGUA
Messenger RNA from Condylostylus longicornis, 712 nucleotides. RefSeq lists its product as uncharacterized. The transcript has 4 exons. NCBI's taxonomy places the organism in Eukaryota, Metazoa, Arthropoda, Insecta, Diptera, Dolichopodidae. The record is from RefSeq and is a predicted model, not a curated record. The coding region runs from base 128 to 580 and encodes 150 amino acids.